Molecule: messenger RNA, 859 nt
Organism: Prunus avium (sweet cherry)
Lineage: Eukaryota; Viridiplantae; Streptophyta; Magnoliopsida; Rosales; Rosaceae
Product: 14 kDa proline-rich protein DC2.15
Source: RefSeq, a predicted model, not a curated record
GUUUAAUUUUCUAUUAGCAUCAAGUUGAACACCUCACCGUUUUUUAACCCUAUAAAACCGCACUCCACUGGACCUUAAUUCUUCACCACUCUCACAUAUACUUGUAAGUUCUAUUAGUUCAACUAGUGUGCUAACUGCAAGUACAAAAACUGAAAAAAGAAAAAGAAAAACACUUCUAGGGUUUGAUCAGAAAUGGCUUCCAAAACAACUGCCUCCCUUAGUCUCUUCCUUGCACUCAAUCUCCUCUUCUUUGCUCUUGUAAGUUCUUGUGGCACGUGCCCCGGUCCUAACCCGAGACCGAGGCCAAACCCAAGGCCAAGCCCAAGGCCAAGCCCCACCCCUUCCACACCUUCCACACCCUCCACACCUUCCACAGGCACCAGAUGCCCUAGAGAUGCCCUCAAAUUAGGGGUUUGUGCUAAUGUUCUCAAUGGGUUGCUUAACAUCACCAUUGGUAAACCUCCUGUAGCGCCUUGCUGCAGUCUCAUCCAAGGCCUUGCUGAUGUUGAAGCUGCUGUGUGCCUCUGCACUGCGAUCAAAGCCAACAUUUUGGGCAUCAACCUCAACAUUCCAAUUUCUCUGAGCUUGCUUCUUAAUGUUUGCGGCAAUAAGGUUCCUAAAGAUUUCCAAUGUGCCUAAAACGACAAUUGCCAUUUGUUCGAUCAUCUUUGUGCUUUAUCUUUCUCUUUGUUAUAUCUUCUGGCGUGAAAUUGUUUGUAUUGUGUGAGUGUAAGUGGGAAUUUCUCGUUUCCUUUGUUAUGGCGGUUUCCACAUGGGGUGAUUAUUAUGAAUAAGUUUAAGUUAAUGAUGUUUCUAUUUAUGUAAUCUUUUGGAAACUAAUAUAAUUUAAUUUGCUUAA